AUGAACGAUCUAAAGUGUUUUAUUGUGGGACCCUGUGCGGAUGUGCGCCCUCCUCCUCUCUCACUUCACGCAGACUUCGUGAUCAGAGACGCCGCUCUCUCUGGUCCAAAUGCAGCGAGAGAUCCACGGUCCUGCAGCUCCAAGGCCCCCCGCGCUGCUGCACCAUCCCCGCACCGGAGACAUGAAGCCCGCAGGUUCUCCAGCAUCACCUCCGCGGGGAGACAGGGCCGGGCGCUCGUCCACGGCAGAAGUGGAUUCAGAAAUCUGGAGAAGACAAGGCCUGAGCGUCGACACAGCACCAUGGGCUACAAGAUCUCGGGCGCCGCCAUGGACCGCAUGAGUCCCCUGUGGAGGAUGCGGCGCCGCGCCCGCAGAGGAGUGCUGUGUAUGGGCUUCUUCUGCGUCUCGAUGGCGCUGCUCUACGCUCUGUGCGCCGAGAACAGCGUCCCGGUCACAGACGCCAUCUUUGGAGUGAAGGCCAGGACCAGGGCCCAGCCGCGCACCCACGUCUCCAAGGUUCUGCGUGGAUCCAAGCCCCUGAUGGUGGACCCUCAGAAGCUUCCGGGCGUCGUCCCCGGCGACCCAAACCGACCAAUCCCGGUGCUGUCCGGCCUGAACCACACAGAGACACACAAAGCAGACGCACACAGACACACAGAGGGUCUGUUCACACGCCUCCUGCCGCGACCUCUGACCCGCGCCCUGGAGACGCUGUUCGGAGGUCGGCGCCGCGGUGAGCUCAGCGGGAGGAACGGAGACGAGUUCUACGGUCCCCACGCUCUGCUGGGACAGGUCUGGGACGAGGACAUGUCCAGCACCAUGCUCUCCAGCCGCCUCAAGAAGGUGGUGCAGAACUUUCAGGCCAUGAACAAAUACGAUGUGGAAGUGAGUCUGGAGAGCGCCCCCUCUGGUGUGAAGCUGACAGGACCUCAGCUGCUCUGUCAACUGAAGCAGCAGGUGCAGGUGUCCACUCUGACCCAGGACUUGCAGCCGUUCUCAGACCUGCCCUGGGCUCAGCAGCUGCCGUCGCGGAGCAUCACGGACGAGAUUGGACCCUACAGAACCUGCGCCGUGGUCUCCUCCGCCGGGUCCAUGAAGAACUCCCGCCUCGGCAAAGAGAUCGACUCCCAUGAUGCCGUGCUGCGCUUCAACGCUGCUCCAACCGCAGGAUUCGAGAACGAUGUCGGUUCGAAGACCACUCUGCGCCUCAUAAACUCACAGCUGAUGGCGACAGAGGAGCACCGCUUCCUGUCCUCGUCUCUGUACAGCUCUGGGAUCCUCGUGGCCUGGGACCCGGCUCCAUUCUCUGCAAAUCUGUACCAGUGGUUGAACCGGACAGACUACCCGAUCUUCUCCCAGUUCCUGAGGUACAGACGGCUCCACCCUCUGCAGCCGUUCUACAUCCUCAACCCUCAGUUCGAGUGGCAGCUGUGGAGGAGGAUCCAGGACAACAUGAAGGAGGCCAUCCAGAGAAACCCCCCCUCCUCCGGGAUGCAGGGUACCGUCAUGAUGAUGUCCCUGUGUCUGUGUAUCACAGGUACCGUCAUGAUGAUGUCCCUGUGUCUGUGUAUCACAGGUACCAUCAUGAUGAUGUCCCUGUGUCUGUGUAUCACAGGUACCAUCAUGAUGAUGUCCCUGUGUAUCACAGGUACCGUCAUGAUGAGGUACCGUCAUGAUGAUGUCCCUGUGUCUGAGUGUAUCACAGGUACCGUCAUGAUGAUGUCCCUGUGUCUGUGUAUCACAGGUACCAUCAUGAUGAUGUCCCUGUGUCUGUGUAUCACAGGUACCAUCAUGAUGAUGUACCGUCAUGAUGAGGUCCCUGUGUCUGUGUGUAUCACAGGUACCAUCAUGAUGAUGUCCCUGUGUCUGUGUAUCACAGGUACCGUCAUGAUGAGGUACCGUCAUGAUGAUGUCCCUGUGGCUGUGUGUAUCACAGGUACCAUCAUGAUGAUGUCCCUGUGUCUGUGUAUCACAGGUACCAUCAUGAUGAUGUCCCUGUGUCUGUGUAUCACAGUGUAUCACAGGUACCGUCAUGAUGAUGUCCCUGUGUCUGUGUGUAUCACAGGUACCGUCAUGAUGAGGUACCGUCAUGAUGAUGUCCCUGUGUCUGUGUGUAUCACAGGUACCGUCAAUGAUGAUGUCCCUGUGUCUGUGUGUAUCACAGGUACCGUCAUGAUGAUGUGUCUGUGUCUGUGUAUCACAGGUACCGUCAUGAUGAUGUCCCUGUGUCUGUGUAUCACAGGUACCGUCAUGAUGAGGUACCGUCAUGAUGAUGUCCCUGUGGCUGUGUGUAUCACAGGUACCGUCAUGAUGAUGUCCCUGUGUGAGGAGGUGCACGUGUAUGAGUUCCUCCCGUCGCGCAGAAAGACAGAGCUGUGUCAUUACUAUCAGCAGUUCGUGGACGCGGCGUGUACGCUCGGCGCCUACCACCCCCUGCUCUACGAGAAGAACCUGGUGAAGCGCAUGAACCAGGGACCAGACCGAGACAUCUACCAGGACGGACGGGUCACUCUGCCGGGAUUCAGGACCCUCAACUGCACACAGGAGGGACCAGGAGGGACCAGGAGGGACCAGGAGUGA
Molecule: messenger RNA, 2580 nt
Organism: Knipowitschia caucasica
Lineage: Eukaryota; Metazoa; Chordata; Actinopteri; Gobiiformes; Gobiidae
Source: the annotation of a GenBank genome assembly